ACUCAACCGAAAGAGAUGGGUUGUUGCACUGCGCCGGGGGCUGGGUGACGGAAAUCCUAAUUUUUCAAGGCUGAAGGAGGAUCUACGGCUUUUUUAAAAAAAAAAAGAUCAUUUCCAUCAACCCUUCAGCCGCUGUGGGCGGUGCAAAGGCGGGCGAGGCGCGGAGCCUGCAGCGCGGUGCAGUUGUCUGUCCCAGCGCUGCGGUCCGGGAUGGACAGUGGGAGACGGCGGCUUCGGGAAAAGACAAUUGUCAGGGAAAAGGAGGAAACAUGACAUUCCCGUGACAGAGUCCCGUCGGGACAGCAAGCUUGCUCGCGGAUGGUUUGACGUUGGGAAGCGUGACGUUCGCCGCGACUCUGUGAGGUGUUUCGCCGCAAGAUGCUAGUUGGCGUGGGGGUGCAGGGGCGAGUGACCCCCACGAUCUUGUCCCUUCUGCUGUGUCCACUCCUGUUGGCUACGGGCACGGCCAGCCUGCCGGCGGCCGGCAGCGAGGGUGUGGUGACCGCAUCUGCCGAGGGAGUUCCAGUGGCUGUCUCACCUGCCUGUCACAGGAAAACUGGACAGCGCCACCCUGUGGCUGAUGUCCCGGCCCCGGUGCGGAGUGGGAGAUGGAGAGAGCCACUCCGCUUGGGCCCAGCGGGUCAGGGGCAUCUUCUCGGGCAUGGGAGGCCGGGGGGCGCGGCGCCAUCGCAGCAAGCGCUACAGCCAGCAAGGGGAGAAGUGGUCUAAGCGGCAGCUGACCUACCGCCUCGUGAACUGGCCCCGGCACCUCUCUCCGGGGCAGGUCCGGCUGGCGGUCCGAGCCGCUUUCCAGCUGUGGAGCAACGCCUCCGCCCUGGCUUUCCGGGAGCUCACCCACGGGCCCGCCGACAUCCGCCUGGCAUUCUACGAAGGCGAGCACAACGAUGGCACGGGGAACGCCUUCGAUGGCCCAGGGGGAGCUCUGGCCCAUGCCUUCUUCCCCUGCCGCGGCGAGGCUCACUUCGACAUGGCCGAGCGCUGGACCCUGAACGGGCACAAGGGGCACAACCUGUUCGUGGUGACGGCGCACGAGAUCGGGCACACGCUGGGGCUGGAGCACUCCCCCGUCAGGAACGCGCUCAUGUCGCCCUACUACAAGAAGCUGGGCAGGGCCUUCGUCCUGAGCUGGGACGACAUCGCUGCGGUGCAGCGGCUCUAUGGGAAGCCGCCCAGCGGGCUGGCCGUCCAGCUCCCUGGACAGGUAUACAGCUCCUUCCUGCAGGACUGGGAGUCCACCGAGGGCACUCAGGGCCCUGGCCCUGCCCUGCCCCCAUACUGCCAGACCUUCUUCGAUGCCAUUACCAUGGACCAGAACCGCACGGUGUACGUGUUCCGGGGCGCGCGGUUCUGGACGGUGUCGGCGCAGGGCCGCGCCAGCGCCGCCCUGCCCCUCCAGCGCCGCUGGCCCCAGCUUCCUGCCAGCGUGGAGGCCGCCGCCGUGUCGCCGCCGGAGGGCAAGUUCUACUUCUUCAGAGGCGGGCGCUUCUGGCGCUUCUCGGGCAGCAGGCUGGACCCCGGGUUCCCCAGGAGGAGCAGCGCCGCCGGCCUCCCGCGGCACCCCGACUACGCCUUCUACUACCCUCCACUGGGCAACAUGGUGCUGGUCAAGGGCCCCCGCUACUUCGUGCUGAACCUCAGGAGCCUGACGCCCGAGCCCUACUACCCCCGCGGCCUGGCCGACUGGAAGGGGCUGCCCCAGGGCGCCAACGGGGCGGUGGGGCGGCCCGAUGGGCUGUACUUCUUCAAGGACGAGCUGUUCUGGAGGUUCGACCCGGGCCGGGUGCGGGUGGUCAGCCGUGGCCGGUGGGCCCCGGAGCUGGAGUGGACCGGCUGCCAGCGGGCCCACGGCACGGACGCCAACUCUGUUCACUGAGCAGCAGGGGGCGCCAACGCCAGCAGGGGACAUGUGCAACCUUCACAACCCCGUCUUACUCGUCUCCGGUGGGCCGCGCGCUGGUCAGCUUUGCUGCCCUGCAGCGCUGGGGCCCUGGGUCCAAUUCCUGAGCUGCUGUCUGCGCGGAGUUUGUAUGUUCUUCCUGUGUUCAUAUGGGUUUCCUCCCACAGUCUACAGACAGGCUGGUAGGGUAAUGGGCCCUGGUGUGUGUGUCUGUGUGUGCCCUGCAAUGGACUGGUGUCCUGUCCAGGAUUCACCCUGGAUGUGCUCAUUGCUUGCUGGGAUAGACUCCAGCUCCCCAGUGAUCCAGCCUGGGAAGAUGCAGUUAGAAUAUGGGUGGAUUCUGACAUUGUCACCCAGCCCACGGCCAGAGGCUUCAGGUCACUGACAGGAGCGGCUGGGACUGAGUCACGACAGGCUGCGUUUCCAGACAUGCUGCUGAUACACAGGAGUGAAGACACGUCAGUGUUUUUUCACAUAAACCAUACACGAAAAAUGAUGUGUUACAAACUGGCUCAAUGCUAUUUGAUCCGUGCAUUAACAUAACUCUGUCUUAAGUCAAUCUUUAAACAUUUGCAUUUAAACAACUUAAAACAAGUGCAUUUAAAAAUGAACCUUUUUGAAAAGUACUGAGUCUUGAGGCAAUAAGCAAAUACAAGUAAUGCAAACCAAUGUUUAAUUUCAUAUACUGUAUAUAUAUAUAACUUAUAAAAGAUUUGCCUUGAAUAAUAUUACGUAUGACUUUAUAAAGUUUGAUAAAUGUUCAGGCACUGCAGGAUAAGCGCACUGAGUUUUUUAAUCCUGAGUUUUUCCAGAACCUCAUCAUCUCCAUUCGAUCGUGUUCUGAUGACAGUGAUGAAUAAACCAACCAGAGAUUAUUUCA
This is a messenger RNA of Lepisosteus oculatus (spotted gar), 2798 nucleotides long. RefSeq names its product matrix metallopeptidase 28 (gene mmp28). Gene Ontology annotation, molecular function: zinc ion binding; metalloendopeptidase activity. Lineage: Eukaryota; Metazoa; Chordata; Actinopteri; Semionotiformes; Lepisosteidae. Gene Ontology annotation, cellular component: extracellular matrix. The record is from RefSeq and is a predicted model, not a curated record. Gene Ontology annotation, biological process: extracellular matrix organization; collagen catabolic process; proteolysis.